CCGCUCUUGGUGCCGGCUUGGCCUUGGGUCCGAGGUAAUGCAGUUGUUGCUUUGAGUACCGCUUGCAGUGCCGUGCAUGUUGGCUGUCAGAUUUUUUUUUACUCCUAACCGUUAACGUUAACUAGAAAAUGCCUAAUAUAUCUCAUAUUAACAGUUGAUUUUCAGAUUUGCUUUGAAAAAGGGCAGUGCCUUGUUCAUAAAUACAGUAGAGGGAACUUAGAUCCUCUAAGUAAGUGUUAGCGUUGCUAAUAUUUAUAAUCUCUCCAGAACAAAAAGUUAUCUGCUAACCCUUACUCGUGCAGGCUGCAAUAACUAAAUUACCUUGAAGGAAAUAAUUGCAGGUACCGUGGGUCAGGUGGUAGUUUUGCAUAUAUUCCCAUAUGUUAAGACACUAGAAAUGGUUGCAAGGGGAAGGAUUUCCUUCUGUUUUAAAGAUUCAUGCACAAGCAGUAAUCAAGUUACUGUCAUGAUUAGGUGUGUGCAAUUUAACUGUUUUUAGUGACAAAAUAUUAAAAAGUGUGUGUGAUGGCAGAUAACAAAAUUUUGAGAUGAUAAAUCAGCAGCGAUGUGCGUCAUUCAGGCUUCUAUUUUUUCUGCAACAGGAAGCAAUUCAGAAGACAAUCUGAUUAAAGAUGCAUUUCGGUUUGAAGUAUUACAAACACAGCAUGAAGAAAUUAAACAAAAGCUGAAAGAAAUGCAAGAUGAAAUUCGUACUAAAAAUGGAGAAAUUAAAAUUUUGCGAGACUCAAUGCUGCAGAUGGAGUGUGCUAUGGAGGAACAGAAAAAAUCAUAUAUGCUAUUAGAACAGGAAAAAUCUCAGACCCUAAGUGAAAAAGAAAAAGAGUUCUCCAGAAAGUUAAUGUCAUUACAAUCAGAGCUGCAGUUCAAAGACGCAGAAAUGAAUGAAUUAAGAACACGACUUCAGAACUGUGAAAGAAAUAGGCUUGUUACUGAAACAGUUUUAAUGCCAAGUCCUAUAAAAAAUCUUGCAAUCCCAGUGAAAUCAGAAGGAUGUUCUCCACACCCUGGAAAAAGAUCUUUUCCUACAAAAGAAUCUUUCAAUGCUGAAAUGUCCACUAGACCAUCCUGUUCUUCAGGAAAUCUGUUUGUCCAGAGUUCUUUGAUCAAGGAAGAGAGCAAGUUACCUCAUCCUGAAGGUUUAUCUGUGAAGCAAGAAGCAAUGGGAAAAAACAGUUCCUACAACUCUGUACAUAAACAAAACAGUCAAGGUUCUAUCUUACUAAAUGCACUGAUGAAGCAGCCUAUUGUCCCUGGAUCUUUACUAGGGCUCUGUCAUCUUCUUAGCAGUAACUGUGAGGUUACUCUACCAGGAGCUGUCUUGCAGCCUAACUUUUUGGAAUCGAAGUCUACGGGGAUACCCAGCAUUAGGACAACUCGAGAAGAAAUUGCUUCCCUUGUAUCCCUGAGAGAAGCUCAGAAACUUGCAAUAACAGGAUUGAACUUGAUUGCUAUGGAUGAAGGGUCGUCUGAAGGAAAUCUAGCAGAAAGCAGGGGAGAGUUUUUGGACCUCAAACGUUGCAAGGUCCAAGGCGCUGUGCAUCUCUUGCCCUUGGUAGAACAUUACAUUGGUGCAUACUGUCAAGCAGUGCAAUUGGUUGACAAGUCAGUAAAUGGUUCUUGUGGAAACCAUUCAGUUGUUUCUUCCAGAACUAAUGCAAAUGUAGUAUCAAGUAAGGAGGACUUCAGAUCAUCUCUUGAAGAAACUACAGUUAUAUCACUGGGCAUUCUUUAUUAUUUGUCAUUUUAUAGCUGGGAUGUUGUUCACACAUUGCUCUCUUCAGAAGUGGAAAGAGACUCUGCUGUUGGAGAUGAACAGGUUUCCAAGAUGGACAAAAAUAUGUUAUGUGAUAAUGAGUGUGAUAAUAAAGAAGAUACCAGGAUGCAAGGAGGGCUGCAUGUAGCUCCACAGGAUGCACCUAAUAAUGGUCGAGCUCAACAUUCUUUGUUCAAAAAGCUGCUUCAGGUUUUAGCUUUUUCUGCUACGACAGGCUCCCAGAUUGACAGUAUACUGAACCAAAGCCUAAAAGUUUUGGUGAAAUUAGCUGAAAAUUCAACAAUGGACUUGCUAAUAAAUUUUCAGGACUUAUUAAAUAGCCAGAUACUGUUCCGUUGUCUGUGUCCAGAGACCCCUUUGCGUACUGUCCUUUUGACCGUGAGACUGUUGUCUAUAUUUGCUCAACACCACAUGUUGGUUGCUCAACUUUGUUCUCAUUCAGACACCUGCCUUCUUCUUGCACUGUACAUGUAUAUUACAUCAAGACCAGAUAAAUCUGCAUCUGAAGUGCUUUGGCUUCAGUUAGAACAAGAGACACUUAGACUCCUGACAAGGUGUAUGCGGUGUUCCAGUCCAGCAGUUUUACUACUUGGUACUGAUUGCCAAUGUAAUCUUGAGGUGGUUAAAGCACUAAUUAUAAUGUUACAUAGACAGUGGAUGAAGAUUAGAAGGUCUGAGAGCACUUUCUGUACAUAUAAGGAACACAUUGUUCAAUUUUUACGGGAUGCUGUUUUACUCUUACACAGCCUAUCUCAGAAAGAUAAACUGUUUCAUGAACACUGUUUGGAAGUUCUCCAUCAAUAUGACCAAGCCAUGCCUGGUGUAAGAGCCAUUCUCAAAAAAACUCAAAAACUGAGUGCCUGUGAAGAAUUGAUUUUGGAUGAAUUGUAUCCUCCUGAGCCAGAAGCAGAUGAUCAAGGAAUGGACUCCAGCUAGCUAACAUCUAGGAGAGAUCUCUGUCCUUCCUUAUCUAAAUCUUAUUAAUCAUUGUCACUGUAAAGCUGAAAUUUAAAUCAGUUAUCUUAUUUUUUAAGUGAUAAAUAGAAAUGUGUUAUGAUCAUUUUAUUCAAGAGUCAUCUAAAUGUAGCUGAUAUCAAAGAAAAAAUUUUGAUGUAAGGAACAAUUAUACUGAAAUGUACUGUUUUGCUGUGCAAAACCACUCAAUGGCUUAUGAAUCAUUUUCCUUAUGAAUUUCAUCUUUUAUGAAAUUGCUGUGAACAAACUGAAACUUCACUAUUGUGUUCUCCAUUUUACUGUAUUUACAGCCUAAUAAUACUGAAUGUAAUAAGAUGAUUGAGAUCACUAAGUUGAUACGAAGUCUUUUGAAAAUAUUUUUCUCUGUUCUAUUUCUUUUGCAGCUGUAACUUUCUUGCUUGAUUUCAAGAAUUCUCAUGCUGGCAUUAGUAAAUAGUUUACUGUGAUUUUAAAUUUUUUUGUAGAAAUAACUUACAGUUCGCAUUUCAGUUCUUUGCAAGAAAUUCAUCAAAACCUUCUAGUGAUGACCUUCUAGUGAUGACCUCAUUUCACUCAUUUUUCUCAAUUUUGUAUUUCUGCUGAAAGUACUAUUGAGGUACCAAAUUUUUUUUUAAGUUACUUUAGAAGAAUGAGAUGGUAAAUGUUGAAGAGGAAUAUUCUCCCCUAUUGUGCAAGAGGGAGAAUGUUUAAAUCUGUGCAGAAUAACCAUUUUUUUGGUUGUAAUAUCAGAAUAUGCAUUGCAGUGAAGAUGAGUUCAUUCGGCUAAUGAUUGAAGAAAGAAUUGUUGCUUUAUCCUUUCAGAUCUGUGUGUUUAUCAACUCUUACUCAGUUGCAGGUACCAGCUGAACCUUAGACCUUAAAAAGGGAAGUGUAAAUGCUACUUAAAUAGGCCCACAGGCUUGUCUUUGAGCUAGUUUGGAAAGUUGUGGGUGGGUGUUUUUGCAAGGACAAGGACAGAUAUUUGAUUCUAAUUGCAAGUAAAUACAGGUUUACAACUCCUUGAAACAAGCGUCAGUUUUCUCCAAGUGCUUUAAGUGAAAGAUGUAGUUAGGCUGCACCUCAGAAAGAGGAACAAACCUUUAUUUAGGCCAAAGUUGCUUUUAUGUAGUGUCUAUAAUAAGAAGAGGGGAGAAAUGAGACUAUGCAGACGGUAAACUAAGUUAAAAACUGAAGUGCUUAACUGCAGUGAGGGAGAUGUGUAAGUAGUGCUUUUUAAAUGUUCAUCAGGACGCUGUAGCAGUGUUACUUUAGCUGCAAAACCUAAUUUAACAUUAUGCCUCUUUUUACAGCUGAGGGAAUUGUGAAGGUACAAAAACCUGCACUAAAUACAUGCUCCAAGCGGCAUGGAAUCCUACCAAGACAGGACUAUGGAAGGGCAAAGAGCACUGUUUGAAGUGCCCCCAAUUUAAAGCACAUUAUUAAUGGGCCUCUCACUAUUGUUUUAUCAUCUGAGGUUGUUCUUAAUUUUUAUUUGUGGUAUUACUAUGCAGUAUAUCCUCCUCUUCAGUGUGUGUGAGGUGCAUUAAAGACUACCUGCAGCCAGAGCAGGCCGUGGAGCAAAUGCCCUCCCUUUUCAGUGCAUAGAAUGGUUUUGAAUAGGUGGUGUGUUUUCCCAGGGUCAAGGUGAGCAGUUUGGAAACUGUUGCGCCAUGCAGAAUUGGAGGUGCAGCUUGCAUGGCUCUCUGGCUGCUCUCCUUCCCCUUCAUCUCCCUCAAGGGCAUUUCUUUCUCUGAGCAGGGCUGGACUUGAGGAAAAACAUGUCCCAGAAUUUCAGCUGCACCAAGGAAGUAAAACCUGCUCAAUGUUCUUCAUGAGAUCUGGAGCAGAGACUGAGCUGUAGAAAGGACCCUUCCAGGAGGCACUGGCUUACUUUCAUGACCUAAUACCAUAGUCCUCGUGACUGCGCUCACUAGAGACUUCCUGAAGAAUUCACAGCAUAGCAACUUUUUCAAGGUCAGUUCCUAUUUUCCCUCAUGUUAUAGAUAAACUCUGCCUCUGUAUUAACCCUGGAAAGGAAUUUACUCCAGCAACAAGUACUGUUGCUGGAGUAAACAGGCGCAACAGGACUGAAUAGCAUUAUUGAGCAACAGCAGAAACCAAGCCCUGCACGGCGAUGUUCUGUACGCGAUUACUGCGCGUCUCAGCUGGCAGCUGCCGCCCCUCUCUAGUUGCCUUUGAUAACGUUCUCCCUUUGGUGAGCGCUCAGCUAAGCGCAAGUGGUUUCUCCCUCCUCAGUGAAGCGUUUUGUGCAGACAACACUAAAACUACAGAAGAGCUGGCUAAAGAAAGCAAUCACUGCUAUCAGUUUACCCCUUAUUAAGGCCCGCUAGGCAAAAAGGAGAAGGGCAGCCUUGCUGGCUUGUACUUUAAGCUCUACCACCACUACACCCUUUGAACGGCUGCAGUGCAGGAGGAGGUAUCAUUGCCUUGAUAAGCAGCUUCCUGUGGUGAUGAGCCUGAUGCGCUGGGUGGGUUCAGGCACAGAACAGUUUAAUGCUACUAAGGCUAUGUACAGAGCUGAAGUGAAUGGUGCUGCUUUGCCUAAAGCACUUAGGGAAGUUGCACAGGUACCACCUUAUUUUCUACACCUCACAAAAACAGAAUAGUUGAGGUCAGAAGGGGCCUCUCUCAGUCCUGUAGUCCAGUCUCCCUGCUCAAAGCGAAUUUCCACAGGCUAAACAAACAGCAGCCUAUUUUGCAUAAUGUAAGCCCCAAAACACAUCUUUAAAAUCCCAGCUACAACAGGUGAGGAAGGCAAAUAAAUACAAAAUACCUCAUCGCGCAGCACAUUUCAACAGCCUCAUUUGUGCCAUUUGACCUGAGCUGUGGACCAUGCUGCUGUUUUGACAUUAAUCCCACUAGUGUGGCUUGCUGCUCGAGAAGAAUUUACCCUGUGCUAGACUAUGGGGACAGUAAAUUAUCUUACCUGGAGAAUGGUAAGUUGUGAUGUUAGUUAUGGUUACAUUAAUUAAGGUCAAGUGCAGCACUUCUGAUUUGCCUAUAUAAAGAUUGUAUUAUUUGCUGUGAUGUAAUAACAAAGAUCAACUUAUGUUUACAGUGUAAAUUAACUUGUUAAAAAGUAUAUAUCACAGAUGAUAAUUUAGCAGACUGAUAUGAAAAGGUGGGCUGUGACCUUUUCAAAGACCUACAAACACACUGAGGCUGAAGUUUACCAAAAUGCCAACACUUUCCGUGCGAGUUAAAUGGCCAGCAGUGUGCUUAACAUCUUUAUCCCUGCUGCAGGUAAAUAUGGUUCAACCAGGACUAAUCUUAAAAGUUUUAGUACUAAAGCUUGCAAGUGAAAUAGUGCUCUGAACAGCUGCUCGAGUGGUAACCUGCUUUUGAAAAUAUUUAGAAGAAGCAACUAAUAUAUUCCAGCCAGAUAACUGCAGAGUUUCUUAACAUAGAUAUCACAGAUUUUUUUUUUUUUGGUCUAUACAUUUGCCAUAUUGUAGGUUGGUAUUUCUGGAGGCGUAGUUGCCCAGCCGCUUGUGUUAACCUCCUUUAUGCCACAGCCGCUCUGUGACACCUGUCCAGCAAAGUCUGCAAAACAGAUCCUACCGGAUUCUAGGGACAAAGCGACAUCGGAGCGCGAGCCAUGGAAACCACCUGUCCCUGCAUUCGGGGGGAAGAAGGGGGUAGAAGGAAAAAUCUCAAGUAACUGAUUCAAAAGUUAUUGUAACUGCAGUAAGGGAAAUGGGGUAUCAGAGGUUAAUCUAUACAUAUCUUGAACUAUUCUCCACUCUUGUGAAAUAUUUAAAAUGAAAUAACAGCAAACUCCCAGUAACUGGAUGCCAGACAAAAAUCACAAUUCUUUGCGAUUGUGAUGUGGCAUCACCUAAAAAGCCUAUCAGCUGACAGCCUCAGGUCAGGUGUUUAACAUAGCCUGCAAAUAGUGGGUGAAGCUAUCGUUCUUCAAAAAAAUGAGACCCAUCACAGGACUAUUCUCCCGCCACCCCCCUCUUCCUUCCACCCCACACAACAGAAGUUAGAAGAAAGCCAGAGGCUCCUUAUUUGCAUGCUGUAUUUCUGGAACAAAAAUUAAGGUCUGUGGAGAGGCAGCCUCAUUUAUUUGCCUCGCAGAAGCCUUCUCAAGUAUUUUGACUCAGAUUCCUCAUGUAACCCUCAGUCAGUCAUAGCUUUCAUGACUGCUGGGAAAUGAGAACGAAGGUUCAAGAAAGCUUAGUAUGACCUUUCGGACUUCUGGUUCAGCAUUGCAAACUACUGCCAUUUCACAACCAGGGGGAUGGUUCUGUUUUCUCAAAGUCAGAAUCUGAAUCAGUUACCUAAACAACAAUUUGAAGGGUAAUUUUUCGCUUCAAAAUUCUCCAUGAAGACCUUAAACGCCGCCCCAACCUCCUCAGGAACUGUCUGUGAACACUGUGAAAGGAGGAGCAAGAGCUAUGUCCAUGCUGUCGCAAUGGAAGAGGACUUGGGCAGAGACAAUGAGGAGCGUGCUUUGCCCAGAAAGCAUCAGAGUCAUACUCGAGAGAUUUACUUUGCCCUCAGACAGGGCAACAGUUCUUGGUAAAUCAGGACAAAAAUGGAGGGAAGACAAGGGAAGUCUGUGCAGAGAGGGGGAAGGCACAGAUGAACAGUAUUUACUGACAAUAAAACCAAGUGUCGUUAUUGGAUUAAAAGAAUCUCCAAGACACUCGACUUCCCUGUUUGCAGCGACGGCACUAACUCUGGCAGUCCCCAACUGCCUACCCGCUGCAGCCCCAUGGGCAGCCGGGACGGCCAGCGGCUCACUGGGCCACCCACCACGGACAAAAGUAGGCAGUUGCGUCUCGGACCUAAAAGCCACGUUACAACAGAAAGACAUCAUCUGUAACACGGCUAACUCGCCCUUAGUGGAGACUGCCGUGAAGCGGUGAGGCAGAGCCACCUACUCCAUCACAGAGGUGCCUGAGCUCUCCAAAGGGUGAAAUACCCAAUUUUCUUCUGUUUUAUCUUAUCACCAAUAGGUUUAACUCAAGUACCUUUUCCCCCCAUAAGGCUUGCUUACAAGCAGUAAAUCUUACAGUGUCCCUGUGAUGCAGGCAAUACUAAAUUUCAAGUAGAUUAGAUCAAAUAGAAACCCGAGGAAAAAAAGUAGGGCUGGAACCACUGACUAAAGCAAACCUGACAAGUUAUCACACAUGCCCAGAUUUGAUACUAAGUUUCCACACGUGCAAAAACAGUAGAGAAUUAGUUGUUUGGCAAUAAUUGCUCCAGUUUUUCCCCUGGUCUUGAACUCUUCCAUUCGACCCUGCCCAUGGAUUUUUAAGAUGGAUGCCAAGUCCUGUCCUGGAAAAAUUCACAUGGUAACACAAGCAAUUGCAGCUCAAACGUUAUGAAAACGCAAACAGCAGUACUGCUCACCCAGCUGUGGGUUCUCAGCUUUUCAGCUGUGUUUUGCUCUCCUGGACAACCUGCUGCUUCUGUUUUAGAAGGUGAAGGCACCUGAGAACACUCAGUGGUCGUUAGAGGAAAUCUGAGGGUUUUAAAUAAAAGACUAGUUCCUGUUUUUCAGAUCCAUGCACAGACAAAACUGAAGACACUCAGGGUUUUUUUUGUGAACAAAGGAGGCCCGUCUGCAUGUCACUUUUCAAAUGUAGCCAUACUGCAAAGAUACAGCUACUAAAAAGUCAUGGGACUAAACUAGACCAAAACACAGGUGAACUAAAAAAGACAGCGGCAACAGAAACUUCAGGCAUAACUCUGCAAUUUCCUGGUCUAAUUUCUAGCAUAAGCAUUAAUUCUAUUUCAUUUUUUAUAUUUAGAUUUUUAGAACUGGAACAUACAUUUUUUGUCUGCUGUCACCAGUUAACUAAUAGAAAUUUGGUUGAGAAAAUGUGACAUAAAAUUGGGAAAUAAAGUGAUCUGCAUUUCCGCUAUAACUGAUUACGAUCUACAGCUGAAACUGAUACAUUCAAGUAGUAAUGUAACCAAAUACCUGAUUAUUCCAAGACAAAAUACUCUCUCAGAGCAAAUGGGAAUCUUGACUACAAUUAAAGGUUAAAAAAAAAAAAAAAGAGUAUAUACAGAAUAGCCUCAACCAGUUUAGCACUACUUGAUGAUUUAUCUAAAAUGCAACCAUAAAGUACUAGCCUUGAACCUGCCCAACAACAAAUAUUCUCAGGUGAAGGACCAAUGAGUCAGGGACAUGAGACAACAUUUCAAAGGCGUUUUCUUUAACUAUUAAAAGUAUGUGAAAACAUCAGCUAACAUGUUUUCACACAGAGUAGAAAGCACCACUUUUAUCAUACAUGGAAUUAGUCAAGUUGAAAAAUGAGGCAUGGUAUUCUUCAACACACGAGUCAAAGAAUGUGUUGGGAGGAGGAUCCUGGACAUUAAUCGCAGUUUAGCAUUCUUUGUAAUCUACUGUUUUGUCUACACGAGACUUCAAGUGUUUUGAAAUUUGUUAGUUAAUGCAUUCAAACUUCAUAGAUUUAAUUCACUCCUUAGUCUAGACAAGGCCUUAGAAGCAAUCAUUUUAGAUUGGCUUUAAGGCGUACUGUCAGAAUAUCCAUUCAGGAGCUUGUGUUGUCCUUGUGUUUUGUUGUGUCGUCUUGUGAUUUUGAUUAGACUUCAGUCUCCACUCUCGGAAGUGGCAUUCAACACGCAAGGUGACUUAAAAUACACUUGGUAACGCUAGCUGUCAAACACAAUGGAGUCAAUGUAGCUUUGCAGACAUGCUCUUAAAUAAUAUUCAGAUUCAGGUUAAGAAAGCAAAAUUGAUAGAAUAUACUUCAAACACAGCAUUUAUUACAAAGGUGCAUAGAGUCUAUGCCAUUUCUUUUGAAUACUUACGUUUUAAACUACAAACAACAUACAAAGCUAGGUUACAGUAUGUAAUAAAGUCAACAGUGAUUAUCUAGUAAAUUCAGUACAACAGACUAUUCUAUAGUAUUUAAUUUCACAAGACAUUUCUGAAACAAAGGCACUUACAGAAUUAAAAAAAAAAAGAAAGAAUAUAUACUCUUUCAACAUUAAAAUCUGAAUUCCAUUCCCCCUCCCCUACGGUACUGUGGGUAACUGGUUUGAGAUGAAGGAAUUAGCUACUUGGACUGACACAUCAGUAAUGAUUAAACUAAAACUUUAUGGACCAACUUCUUUUCUACAGCCAUCCCAGCCACUUAACUAUAUGAAAACAGGUUUCAAUGGGUUUGCAUGGGAAUAACUGAACAAAAUUUGGUGCCGUGUCUUAUCGUUGAUGAUGGUUAAUACACUAACAGUAAGAAAAGAUCUGGCUAAGUGCUCCAGUUAAGAAGUAAGCAAAGUCGACUGUUUUCUUUCAACCAGUUUUGUAACUGAAGUAGUUAAUACAGGCUCCUUAACCCUACCCUUCUUUUAGGAUACCACAUCUCCUCCCACCUCUCCAAAAUCACCCUGAACAUCUCUGUGUCCUGUCUGAUCUCUACUCUAUUUACCCAUAAACUUCAGAUUUAGGGCUUCUGUUGUUAUUGCCACCGCUUUACCUUCAUACUACCUGCUGUAUGUGGGCUUUUUUCUUAGGGAUAACAGGUGGCAGAUGAUAGAACCAACUUCUCCUCGUGAAAUUGCAGACUUUCCUUUUAAAUCCAAAAUACAACCCUACUGACACCACCAUGAACUGUACAUUUUGUCACCUCAGCUAUAAGAAAGAAAUGGAGACGCAGAGUAACAACCUCAUAAACACAAACACUAGAAAACUGUGCCUGUGCCCCGAGAACUGCCCGGUACCUGCGCUUGCUGGCUGUGCCUCACUGGCCAGACUCCCUCUGGGCACUGGCGAACAAAAUUGCUGCAAUAGUCUUGGCCCUCCUUCUAUGUGUACAACACACACAGGUAGGAUCUACACAACAAAGAUUACUUCUGCACUACUUUAGUGACCUCCAACACAAAUAUUCAGGAUUUCUAGGGAAAUACUUCAGCAGACACUGUCCGUUUAUGGUUGUUCCCACACAACUCCUAACAGUGUAAUGAAGCAUUGCCCAAUUUCCUGGCCUGCAAGACAGGGAAGAGGAGGAUCACAAAGAUACAGCACAUUCCUGGUUUGUGAGUGUCUCCUGGCACCGUUUCAUGCUGUUAACUUGAACACUGCUUAGAGAGGCAUACCACGGGGGCCUAGGUUGUCAUGAAUCACAAUGCGAAAGAAAUUCUACAAGUUUCUUCUGAAAUGCCCUGAAGAUUUUCUUAAACAAGAACUGGAAUAACCUAGAAAUGGCCUCAAAAACUGGGAAGAGAAAUAAAUAAGGCUGCCUUGGACAGUAGCAGUUUCCAUCCCUCAUUCUGCAUAGGUAGACAAGGUAAAACAAUACCAUCAGUUACAAGAGCAAUGUUUUUCAAGCAAUAACAUACCCUAAACGUGGCAUCCCAGGAAAAGUGGCUUAGCAGCCUCUCGGCACGUAAUAUCAGUAUAUGAGAUGUGUCAAAACUACUCAAUGAAUUAUGUCACAGUGAUUGAUACAAUAGUCAACUGAUAACUCUUCUAAGGAAUAACAAAUUGUAUUUCAAUGUUAGAAAAGACAAAAUUACAGAGUACACAAAAAAAGUCAUGAGUCAUUUGAUAAAUAGAAGUUGUACAGAGCCAAAAGCCUUACAAACAUUGGUAAUAGUCAUGAAGGUGUCUUAAGAUGUUUUCAUGGCUCCCAGCAUGAUAUUGGAAAUACAUUAUCUCUCUGUGACCAAAUCCUUCCACCCUUCCUUAUCCUGACUUCUUAAUGGGAAUGUUGAAGACAGAAGGGAGAUUUAACCUCUACUGCAUGUCAGGUUGCUAUUUCUUAUUCCCCUCCAAUAUUAUUUCUCAAAUACAGGCUUAGUUUACAAAUAUACAACAUCCCUCCAAGCUUCCUGCUACAGACAGUUACAAACCCUACAAGUUUAAAAAACGCAAUCUAUUUCUGACAUUGCAUAUCUCCUAUAAAGUCAAUUACUUCCCCUAUGAUGAGGCAGGACUGAGCACCAGCGGUCACUUCCACUUAACAUACGAUUAAGGUGAUAAUUUGUUUUUUUCAAACUAGACAGUAGCAUACCGCUAUUACACAAACCAAGUACUCAUCCAAUAACGUUUAUGCAGAAUUCUCAGGUUUUCAGCUUUUGAUCUAUUUGUUGUAGUGGGUGGCAGAGGGUUUGUUUUUGUUACCGAUUUCUAGCUAUGAAUUAAAAUAGCCUGAG
Struthio camelus australis is the source of this 11911-nucleotide messenger RNA. The record is from RefSeq and is a predicted model, not a curated record. NCBI's taxonomy places the organism in Eukaryota, Metazoa, Chordata, Aves, Struthioniformes, Struthionidae.